AUGGUGCUGAUCAGAGCAAACAUCACCCAUGCCUAUAUUGCUGAAAGAAAUCAAACCGUCAUAUCUGAAUUCAUUUUUUCGGGGUUCACGGAUCGUCGUGAACUGCAGAUCUCUCUCUUUAUUUUGUUCUUGGUGGUUUAUAUCAUCACCCUGGUCGGGAACCUGGGAAUGAUCACAUUAAUCAAGGUGGACACCAAGCUCAACACUCCUAUGUACUUCUUCCUGAGCAACUUAUCUUUCGUUGACAUCUGCUACUCCUCUAAUGUCACACCUAGAUUGUUGGCAAAUUUAGUAGACUAUAAGGCCAUUUCCUUCACUGGGUGCUUGAUACAAUGCUAUCUCUUCAUUGCACUGGUGCUCACAGAGUCCUUCAUAUUGGCUGCCAUGGCAUAUGACAGGUAUGUAGCCAUAUGCAAUCCAUUGAUGUAUGCCACCAAAAUGUCACGGAGAGUGUGUGUGUGGUUAAUGGUGGCUCCCUCUGCAUAUAGUUUUCUUGAUGCCAUGAUACAAACAAUAUUCACGUUUCGCUUGACCUUCUGUGGCUCCAACAUCAUCAAUCACUUUUACUGUGCUGACCCACCUCUCCUGAAGCUCUCCUGCUCCAAGACCCAUGUCAAACUUACUCUAAUGUUGCUCUCUGCCAGUUUCAACCUCAUUAGUUCUCUUGUUGUUAUUCUUAUCUCCUACCUUUUCAUUCUCUCCACCAUCCUGAAGAUUCAGGCUACUGAAGCCAGAUACAAAGCCUUCUCCACGUGUGGUUCUCAUCUUACAGCUGUCAUUAUCUUCUAUGGGACACUUUUCAUCAUGUAUGUCAGACGUCCUUCUAGCCUGUCUCUUGAACAUGGCAAAAUAGUCUCCUUGUUCUAUGUGGUGGUGAUUCCCAUGCUGAAUCCCCUGAUCUACAGUCUAAGGAACAAGGAGGUGAAGAGUGCCCUGAAACGAUUUAUAAAGCAGAAAUUAGUAUUGUAUUAG
Molecule: messenger RNA, 972 nt
Organism: Hemicordylus capensis (graceful crag lizard)
Lineage: Eukaryota; Metazoa; Chordata; Lepidosauria; Squamata; Cordylidae
Product: olfactory receptor 5M11-like
Exons: 2
Coding region: 1-972 (323 amino acids)
Biological process (GO): sensory perception of smell; G protein-coupled receptor signaling pathway
Cellular component (GO): membrane
Molecular function (GO): olfactory receptor activity; odorant binding; G protein-coupled receptor activity
Source: RefSeq, a predicted model, not a curated record